AUGGUAAGGUGGCUUAAGGUAGAUAGAACCAAUAAUGAUCCAGAAAUAACGGUUUUUUUUUAAAGUUUUUUUUAGAUUGCGUUGUGGAGGUCGGUGGAUGUCCUUCAUUACUCCGAACAGACUGCGGAACAGAGAAUGUAGUAAUUGCAGGUACACAGUGUUUUUUAAGAGCUGACUGUGAUGAUGAGUUAGCUGGUGAAAAAUCACACCGUUAUGGUCCUUCUACUGGAAAUCAAAGAAUAGAGGCCUGGUGGGCCCAUCUUCGCCGUAGUCGUCUAACAUGGUGGAUCAACUUUUUUAAAGACCUUGUGGAUCGUGGGAUAUUUCUGACUGGUAAUGUGCUCCAUGGGGAGUGCAUAUGGUUUUGCUUUGCAGAAUUAAUCCAGCAUGAUCUAGACUUUGUGAAGUUUCACUGGAAUACACACUACAUUCGGCGUUCAAGGCAUGAAACAGUUCCUGGGAAACCAGAGGAACUCUAUUAUCUUCCAGAAAACUUUGGAGCUUCAAACCACUUACACCCAGUGUCCCCUGAAAAGCUAGAUGAAGCAAGGCUGAAAUGUAAAGCAACAGAUUUUAACAACGAUUUUCAGGAGUACUCUAUUAAUCAUGUUUUGUCCCUUCUUAAUGUUUCAAAGCCCUCUAACUGGAAGGAAGCUUUGAGCCUGUUUUCUUAUUUAAUAAGAGUUGCAGUGUAG
Molecule: messenger RNA, 695 nt
Organism: Porites lobata
Lineage: Eukaryota; Metazoa; Cnidaria; Anthozoa; Scleractinia; Poritidae
Source: the annotation of a GenBank genome assembly